Messenger RNA from Eriocheir sinensis (Chinese mitten crab), 1904 nucleotides. RefSeq names its product demethylmenaquinone methyltransferase-like. The transcript is spliced from 6 exons. The record is from RefSeq and is a predicted model, not a curated record. NCBI's taxonomy places the organism in Eukaryota, Metazoa, Arthropoda, Malacostraca, Decapoda, Varunidae. Bases 1 to 690 code for a protein of 229 amino acids.
AUGUCUGAGGGCGGCAGUCGGGGCGACGUGGCAAUGAGGGCGGACGCGAACGUCCACAGGCCAGGGCUCACUCCGGAGGAGAUGGCGGCCGGCUACGACGAGUGGUCCGAGAACUACGAGGAGAUGAUGAUCUGGAAAGGCGGGUACCGUGGCCCCGCCAUCACGCUGGAGGAGGCGCUGCGUUGCGUACCCCCGGAGCGGCGAGCCAAGGCCAGGGUGCUGGACGUGGCCGCCGGGACGGGCUGCGUGGGCAGCGAACUCCACCGGGAAGGCUUCAGCCACUCCCACAGGCACAUAGACGCUGUGGACCCGUCGGAGGGCAUGAUGAAGCUGCGGGAGACUGGCAUCUAUACCAACGACUUCCUGGAGUUUAUCGGCAUCGGACACUCCACCGUGCCCAAAGACACAUACGACCUGGUGGUCAUCUCGGGCGGUAUGGGCGAAGGUCACAUCCCACUCAGUGGCCUCGACGAUCUGGUGCGCGUCGCAAAGAACGGAGGCUUCGUGAUCAUCGUGAUGCGCCAUGAGUACCUACAGACCGUGCCUUCCUACAAGGACAAGCUGGAGCCUUACAUGGACCAGCUGGAGGCGGACGGGAAGUGGAAGAAGGUGGAGCGGCGCACCGUCCCAAACUAUUUAUGUGACAAGGAGGGUCUCGUCUUCGUCUUCCGCAUCACUAAGCCUGAGUGAGGAGAAAGAGGAGGGAAGGGAAAGGAGAGAGAUGAGGAGGAGUUAUAGUGGUGCUGUGCCAAGUCCGUCUCUGUGUAACAGCCUUGGCUUUCGUCGCGGCACCCGAGACUGAGGUGUGAAUUAUCGUGCUCUGGCAACCUGGUGUCAUGGCGUCUACGAUGAUAUAUGAUAGUCUACGCAUAGGACACAUUUGUCAGUAUUAAUCAUAUUAUUGGAAUUGUCGUAAAAAUCUGUUUUAGAUUAUAAGGCUGAGGCUGCAGAAUGCUUAACCUCAGACCUUGCUAUCAUCUCCGAUUGGGAUAAAAGGAACCUUGUGUCCUUCAAUGCCUCAAAAACCCAAUUUAUCCACCUAUCAAUCUUCCAAACACCUAUCCCCUAUUCUUCAACUACACUCAGCUGUCACCUUAUAAUUCUUCAAAACUAAAUAUCCUCGGUCUAUCCUUAACUCAAAAUUUUACCUGAAAACUUCCCAUCUCUUCUCUCACUAAAUCAGUUUCCUCGAGGUUGGGCGUUCUGUAUCGUCUCCUCCAGUUCUUCUCCCCCGCACAGCUGCUAUCCAUAUACAGGGCCCUUGUCCGCCCUCGUAUGGAGUAUGCAUCGCACGUGUGAGGGGCUCCACCCACACAGCUCUUGUCUACCUUUCGGCCACUCCUCUGUUUAAAAAAAAAAUAAGGUCGCUGAUUAUGUAACUGUAUGUGUGUGUGCGUGUGUAAUAGCAAGUUGCCAGAGCACGAUAACGAAGACCUCAGACUCGUGUGCUGCGAUCAUAGUAUAUGUUUAGGAAUGCUUGGUCUGGGUCUUGGGGUCUUGAUGAUGUACAGACAUGUAUAUAUAUAAUAAACGGGUGCCUACUUCCCCUCAGAAUCAUAUUAAUCUUUGUUUGUUUCUCAAGUUAAUUUAAGUGAUUACUCUUCCUAAUUUUAAAUGCGUCUGCUGUUCCUAAUUUUAAAAGCGUCUGCUGUUCCUAAUUUUAAAAGCGUCUGUUGUUCCUAAUUUUAAAAGCGUCUGCUGUUCCUAAUUUUAAAAGCGUCUGCUGUUCCUAAUUUUAAAAGCGUCUGCUGUUCCUAAUUUUAAAAGCGUCUGCUGUGGCCCUACGUGGCGCAAUGCAGAGGAAAUUAACUUAUUUAAUCUGAAAGUAAAGUGAAAUGAUCAGCAAUUAAAGUUAAGUAACAGAGUAGUGAAGUAUAUGUGGCAGCGAGCAUGUGGAAGGAUGA